Messenger RNA from Myripristis murdjan (pinecone soldierfish), 2351 nucleotides. It is a transcript of the gene btbd17b, whose product is annotated as BTB (POZ) domain containing 17b. Gene Ontology annotation, molecular function: protein binding. The transcript has 3 exons. NCBI's taxonomy places the organism in Eukaryota, Metazoa, Chordata, Actinopteri, Holocentriformes, Holocentridae. The record is from RefSeq and is a predicted model, not a curated record. The coding region runs from base 126 to 1580 and encodes 484 amino acids.
CGCACCCUUCGCACGCACACGACAAAAACACAGCAGCAAGGAGAAGGGGCAGGAGAAGAGUGGUACAAAGAGAGGAAGAGAGGGAAAAGGACAAAGGAAGAGAGGCAGGGAAUAACUGAGAAGAUAUGGUACACUCAUGUGAAAGAAACAUCCCUUCCUGGGUCUCUGUGGGCUCCCUGCUCCUCUCACUCUACUUCCACUCUAUCACAGUUGGAGGAGCGGCCCUGAAGCAGGAGGUAGCACUGGAGAAUGGGGCCACAGUUUUGAAUCACUCCAUGACUUUGGUGCAGCGUAUGGAGACCCUGCUGGCCCUGGGAAAUGGUAGUGAUAUCACCCUGCGGGUGCAGACCAUCAAUACGGACGAGGUGAAGGUGAUCCAGGCCCACACGCUGGUUCUCACCUUACAGAGUGAUGUGUUUGAGGAGCUGCUACUCAACCGGAACACCAGCACUCUGGUUCUGAGGGAGAUGCCCGACUGUGCUGCUGUCUUUGACAAGUUUGUCAGGUAUCUGUACUGUGGUGACAUCUCAGUGCGGUUAGAUCAGGCCAUUCCUCUGCAUAAGCUGGCCAGUAAGUACCACGUGUGGAGCUUGCAGCAAGGCCUGACCCAAUAUAUGACCCAACAUCUGUCUAGUGACUCCCCAGCGGGCCAUGUGGUGGGCUGGUAUCAGUACGCCAUACAAAUUGGAGACUUUGUCCUGCGGGACAGCUGCCUGCAGUACCUGUCCUGGAACCUGUCUUCUGUGCUGCAGAGCGGAGAAUGGGGCUCCAUCAGUGAAGAACUGCUGCUGUCGCUGCUCCAGCGCUCUGACCUCAUUUUGCAGAGUGAGCUGGAGCUCUACGAGGCCCUGGAGGCCUGGAUUAACCAGAAUCAGCCCGCUAGCCCAACAGUGGAGAGUGCCCUGAGGGCUGUCCGAUACGGCAUGAUCCCCCCUCAGCAUCUCUUCCGUCUGCAGAAGCAAUCCCCCCUAAUGCUGAAGUAUUACGAGUCUAUCCGUGAUCUCCUUUACCUAGCCUUCCAGUUCCACUCUGCCUCACCGAUCCAACUGGCCAAGUACUUUGAUGUCAACUGUAGCAUCUUCACCCCCCGUAACUACCUAUCAUCCUCCUGGGGGUCUCCUUGGGUCAUCAAUAGCCCCACCCGUGAUGACCGCAGCUUCAGCUUCCAGACCCAGCUGGGGCCUAGCGGGCAUGACUCCAGUAAGAAGGUGACAUGGAACGCCCUGUUCUCCCCUCGCUGGCUCCCACUCAGUGCCAGGUCCACCUACACUGAGCUGGGUGCCAUGCAGCCCACACGCACAGACGGAGGCCGACCUCGCAUCAUUGUCACACCAGCCACUUCCAGUCCAGACUUUGCCGGUGUGAGCUUCCAGAAGACGGUGAUAGUGAUGGCAAGACAGCAAGGGAAAGUGGUGGUUCGUCACGUCUAUAAUUUCCACCAAAGCACAGAGGAGUCCGGGGAUUUCCUGGCAGAUGCCGACCUGCAGCGCCGCGUGUCAGAGUACCUCAUUGACAGCUCCCUCUAUCUGCACAUUGUAGUCAAACCCCUCUACCAUACUCUCAUUGUUGCCCGGAAGUGAGGGCAGGAAUUUGGUGUCAUCAUACUACCUGUUGUUUGCCCUCCACCCUCACACGCUCCACACUACACUCAUAUCACAGCACCUUGUUAUUGGUCCGGUGUGUAACAUCUCCAUUGUCCAUCGUUUUGUGCAAUUUGUUUUUCGUCUUCCAAAGAUUAAACACGGAGGUGCCAGGUACCAAUAAUGAACUCACCACUCUGACAACAGUCCAGUGGUGGCUCGCAGUGAUUAUCAGAUUUCUUUCACGGGGUUUCCAAACUUACAUGCACACUUUUCUGUACUCUACCUGUUCAGGUUUCUAAUGCGUGGCUGUUUCCUUCGUUGAUUGGUGUUAUGAUUUCAUUAAAUGAACAAAAGUCUUUGUUGUCUGCAUAGGUUUCAAAGAUUUGUUUUAAAUGUUUUCUAUUGCUUUUAUUUUAUGCAUUUCACAAUGGUGUGACUGCAGCAGUGAUAGUGAAGCCCCAUAUUUGUAUCCACAUAGAUUUUUUUUUUUUUUUAUAGUACCACUUCCUAAAAAAUACUCUUCUAUACCUACAAUACCUUUUUGUUUUUUACAUGUCAAAAUGUGUAAGUGAAAGAACAAUCCCAUUACCAAUGUUUCAUUGUAUUCUGUGGCUCACAUGAAUGAAAGAGGGGAUUUUUGAAAUUGACGCCCCUGUGGAAUUUAAUUUAAUUUAAUUUAAUGUUGUUUUUAUUUUAUUUUAAUGUUUAGUGUCACGCAUACCUUGUCAAGCUUUUAAAAAAAGUCACCUCUGUCAUUUUAUCCUGAAU